GGUUUAAGACAACAGAGUCUUUCUGUUGUUGGUGGUAAAUGUUGGUGGUAAAUGGUUGCAAGCAGGAAUCCUAAACCGUUGAACAGUGCUUGGCUUGUGCUCUGCUGGCACACGACAGGUUGGUAUUUAUUUAUUUAUUUUUUUAAUUUGUUUAUUUGAGAGAGAGAGAGAUCUUCCAUCCACAGUUUCAUUCCCCAAAUGCCUGCAAUGGCCGGGGCUGGGCCAUGCUGUAGCCAAGAACCAAGAACUCAAUCCAGGUCUCCUACCUGGGUGAUGGGAACCCAGUUCCUUGAGCCAUCACUGUGCCUCCCAGGGACUGCAUUAACAGGAAGCUGGAAUUGGGAGCAGAGCCAGGACUCAAACCCAAGUGCCCUGGUAUGGGACAUGGCUUCCCAAGUGGCAACUUUGCCACCGCACCAGAUGCCCACACCUCGUGACAGGUGUUUGGCUUUUGCAUGGGUUCUUAGGUUGCCUGGUGAUUCUCACAUACUUUAUUCAGAUUGCCCAGGAGUAGCCCAGCUGGACACCCCUUGCCGUACUGCAUGGAGCACAAGGGUUAGGCCUGAGUUUGUGUGCAGUCAACUGCGGGGCGGGAGCUGUACAGAGCAGGGCAGGAUAUUGCAUCACCAGCAUCUAACUUGGCCCCCUGGGCAGCGGGGGCUGUGGCAUGAGAAAUCCCUCGUGCCAAAUAAAGAGCUCACCAGUGAAGCCUGUCUGCAGGCCUGGGACCCCAGUAUUCAAGCCCUGCCCCAGUCUCUGCACACCGUGGCUUCCCCAAGAGCCCAAGAGUGGUGUCCUCCAACAUUGCCUCGGCCCUACUGUCCCCUUGGGUGGUCCCCUGCCCUCCAGCGCCUCUCUGUGUGUGCCAGCCUCAUCUCUGUGCCCGAUCCCACCCCUACUCUCCCGGGAGCACUCCCCUCACCUCCCUCCCAUCUGUCCCCUUUUGGUCCUUGCCUGUUCUCCUCUAGGAGCCUUGCCUGAGCCCCCAGGGCCCAUGCCUUCCUUGCUGUCCAUCAGGACACCCUGAACUUGUUCGCCUCCUCUCGCUCACCAUGUAACACCGUCGUUUUCAGUUCUUAGGUCUUUUUAUUCUGUGGACUGUCUGCUCUUUGAGAGCAGCAGCCAUGCCCUGUUUCUCUCUAGAGCCCAGGAACCAGCACUAGCACAUAGCAGUUAUUUCAUAAAUGUUUGUUGCAUGCAUGCACCUGUGUCUGUCCUGAAACGCUCUGUUGCUGUGCACUUGAUGCCGCAGAAACACCUUUGCGAUGCUGGAAGCUGUGUUUCUGCUGUCACUCGCCUUCCCUCUGCCUUGUCCCCUUACCCUGAGGGGUGGGAGACAGUGGUGGGCACCAUCGCCACCCAGGACACUUAAGUGAGGAGGGGGCAUUGCUGUCAUGACGUGGAGCAGGUGGCUGAGUGGGUGGGGUUCCUACGUGCGCUGGGGACCCACGGUUUGCAGAGAGCCUUUCAGCCAGCUUCCUGGGGUCACCUCCGAUUGUGUGACAUGCGUCCGUACACCCAUCUGGCGCUUGUGACAGGCCAUUUCUCCAAGUCCAGGGAAUUCACAGUACUCAUUUUAGUGCUUCCAGAAUCGGAAGAGAGGUCAAGAGCAAAUGGGCAAAAGAAAUUUAAAAAUCCAGAUGGUUAAUGACCUGUAAAGAAAGAAUCCUCUCCAGAAAGCUCGAUGGGGCUCUCAGCGGUUACUUGUUGAAAACUUUCCGUGCGUGGGCCGGGGCGGCGGGCCGUCACUCCCCACCCUGGCUUUUUCUCGGCGACGUGCGUGUGGGCUACACUCGCAUCCAGCCGCCUCGCUCUUGCGUGAGCUGGGCUCCGCGUCACUGAAUUGGCCUGUGUGCUUUGCUUAUAUAACUCCUCUGAAAGUGCCUUCUGUUUGAGGAGAGCCAAUUUGCAGCCAUACUUUUUUUAAGGGAAAAUUUUUAAAUUAGCCUGGCUGGGUGUGAGCACUUUAUUCUUGGACACGUUGGAGUUGGGAAGGAGGCAGAAAUGGACGUCCUCACUGCUUUUCUACUUCUCGUCCACCUGAUCCCCGUGUCAGCCACCAAGAAUGCAGUGAGCAGCAAGAGCCGGAAGAGGAUCAUGCCUGACCCGGUGACGGAGCCCCCGGUCACGGACCCCGUGUACGAGGCGCUCCUGUACUGCAACCUCCCGAGUGUGGCCGAGCGCAGCAUGGAAGGUCACGCCCCGCAUCACUUUAAGCUGGUCUCGGUGCACGUGUUCAUUCGCCACGGAGACAGGUACCCGCUGUAUGCCAUCCCCAAAACCAAGCGACUGGAAAUUGACUGCACUCUGGUGGCUAACAGGAAACCAUAUCACCCUAAGCUGGAAGCUUUCGUUAGCCACAUGUCGAAAGGAUCCGGAGCCUCUUUCGAAAGCCCCUUGAACUCCCUGCCUCUCUACCCCAGUCACCCGCUGUGUGAGAUGGGCGAGCUCACGCAGACAGGUGUGGUGCAGCAUCUGCAGAACGGCCAGCUGCUACGGGACAUCUAUCUCAAGAAACACAGGCUCCUGCCCAGCGACUGGACCACAGACCAGCUCUACCUGGAGACCACCGGGAAAAGCCGGACCCUCCAGAGCGGGCUGGCCUUGCUGUACGGGUUUCUCCCCGAUUUCGACUGGAAGAAGAUUUAUUUCCGGCACCAGCCGAGCGCCCUGUUCUGUGCUGGAAGCUGCUAUUGCCCGCUGAGAAACCACUACCUGGAGCAGGAGCAGCACCGCCAGUACCUCUUGCGUUUGAAGAACAGCCAGCUGGAGAGGACCUACGGCGAGAUGGCCAAGAUCGUGGACGUGCCCACCAAGCAGCUGCGAGCCGCCAACCCCAUCGACUCCAUGCUCUGCCACUUCUGCCACAACGUCAGCUUCCCCUGCACCCGGCACGGCUGCCUGGGCAUGGAACACUUCAAGGUGAUCAAGACCCAUCAGAUAGAGGACGAGCGAGAGCGGCGCGAGAAGAAACUGUACCUCGGGUAUUCGCUCCUGGGCGCCCACCCCAUCCUGAAUCAGACCGUCAGCCGGAUGCAGCGCGCUGCCCUGGGCGGGAGAGAAGAGAUCUUUGCCCUCUACUCUGCCCACGACGUCACCCUGUCACCCGUUCUCAGCGCCUUGGGCCUGGCAGAAGCCAGGUUCCCGAGGUUUGCCGCCAGGCUGAUCUUUGAGCUUUGGCAAGACAGAGAAAAGCCCACGGAGCACUCCGUGCGGGUCCUCUACAACGGGGUCGAUGUCACAUUCCACACCUCCUUCUGCCAGGACCACCACAAGCGCUCGCCCAAGCCCAUGUGCCCCCUUGAGAACCUGGUGCGCUUUGUCCGGAGGGACAUGUUUCUGGCCCUGGACGGCAGCAGUACCAGCUACCACGAGGCGUGUCACAGGGAGGGGAUCUGACAGGCACGCGGCACAGCCCUGCAGCGUCGGCACCAACGCAGGGAGCUGGGAGACACCCACUGCUAGUUCUGUGUCUUGCUAAAGGUCUUAGAGGAUUGGUUUUUAGAAAGGCUAGUAACUGUGUUUGGGAGCUGCGUAGAUGGUUCGGGUUAAAGAGCGAGCACGCUGCUGUAAUGUGGUACGUGAGUUUCGUGGUACAAAGUGGCCAGUUCGUAGAGAAGAGAAGGUACUUUAUCCUGGGCAGACGUGACCUACAGUACGAGAAUACCAUUUCAGGGCCCGGAGCUGGCAGCCUGGCCUGCUCUGGUACCGGGCGAUGGGCCUGGCCGAACGUUCUCCAUCGUGGACAGUCUUACCCCAGUCCUCGUUCCGCGACGUCCUGAAGUGAUUUAUCUAGAAAGGGAGUUGGCAGGCUUGUCCACAGAAGGCCAGAUAGUAAAGAUUUCAGUAUAUGCAGACCCAAAGGUUGUACACGGUCUCUGUGGUAGCUGCUUGACCCUGCUCGUUCGGCACAAAGGCAACCAGCCGCUGAUGACAACGUGAUGUAGCAGGGGAAGGGGACCGGGGCGGGGGGGGGGGGCCCAUGUGGCUCACGGGCUGUCAACUGCUGACCCCCGACCUGAGGAGCAGGCUCUGCUGCGACUGUGCGUGCAGCACUUUGCAAGGCAGCUGAAUGCCCACAGUGACACUCGGUGGUUCGCCCGGGCUGCACCUGCCACUCUCACAAGACUGGAGGAGAAACAGAUGCCGAAUCAGAGCGAGAUGGUUAGAACACUACCUGAUGUUCAUGAUGAUUGUGGUACGAGACAGUUUUCACUGUUUGUCUGCUGUAAUCUGUUUGCUGUAAAUGCUGAAACUUUUGUACGCCACUUAGUAUUUUUAUAGCCUAGGAAAAUAUUUUCUAAGAGCAGUGUCAAACGUGCUGCUAUCCGGAUAGUCAGUAUGCAGUGUACUGUACCUGCUCGGUGGUGAGAAGAGGCUGCAUUCAGGCACUUUCUUCCCCAAAAAACUAAUGAUGACUCAUUCCCUUUGAUAAGUUGUAGAAUUGAAUCAACUUGUAAACCGUUUUCAUCAGUUUCAAGAGAGUGGUAAAUUCUGGUUGACUUUUAGACACGUUUUUAGAAAAAAAAAAAACUUUGUUACUAGAUAGCUAAAUAAUCUUUAUAAGGUAUUUUGUAUAUUAGAAGCAAUUAUCAUUAAAUCUGUGAUUUCUGAACUGAUGGUGCUGGUUCUCUUUGAAGAAAUGCAAGGUGCGGUGAGAUUCCCCAUUGUCGUCAGCACCCCAGCCUUUUCCCUUGUGUCUGUCCAGUGUCACCUUUGAAUAUGUCUGUGUCCACAAAUAAAUUUUUGAAGACUA
This is a messenger RNA of Oryctolagus cuniculus (rabbit), 4756 nucleotides long. It is a transcript of the gene PXYLP1, whose product is annotated as 2-phosphoxylose phosphatase 1. The record is from RefSeq and is a predicted model, not a curated record. Lineage: Eukaryota; Metazoa; Chordata; Mammalia; Lagomorpha; Leporidae. Gene Ontology annotation, biological process: dephosphorylation; chondroitin sulfate proteoglycan biosynthetic process; glycosaminoglycan biosynthetic process. Gene Ontology annotation, molecular function: phosphatase activity. Gene Ontology annotation, cellular component: Golgi apparatus.